This is a messenger RNA of Podarcis muralis (Common wall lizard), 1991 nucleotides long. The record is from RefSeq and is a predicted model, not a curated record. NCBI's taxonomy places the organism in Eukaryota, Metazoa, Chordata, Lepidosauria, Squamata, Lacertidae.
AUGGUCAAACAUAGAGAAGUUGUUGCUUGGCUGGGAGUAAACAUUUCCCUCUUUGUGGUUUAUUUCUUGACCUUUGACAGAGGUGAAAAGUACUUCUACACCCGCCAGAUCCUUGGGUCUGCCCUGCCUUGGGCACGUGCUUCAGCCAAAUGCCUCAACUUCAACAGCAUGCUGAUCCUGCUGCCUGUUUGCCGGAACCUUCUCUCCUUUCUGAGAGGCAGCUGUUGGUGUUGCAGACGCACCAUGAGGAAACAACUAGAUCACAACUUGACCUUCCACAAGCUGGUGGCCUACAUGAUUGCCCUCCACUCAGCGGUUCACAUCAUUGCUCACCUGCUCAACUUUGAGUGGUACAACCGUGCCAAGCAAGCAACAGACGGAGACCUGGCUUCCACCCUCUCUCACUUACAUGAGGACGAUGGGUUGUGGCUAAACCCCAUCCAUUCAAACACUACGACACCCUUGUAUGUGGCAUUCACCACCAUUCCUGGUAUAACAGGUGUGAUCAUCACCUUGUGCUUCAUCCUUAUGGUCACUUCUUCUAUGGAGUUCAUCCGCAGAAACUACUUUGAGGUCUUCUGGUACACCCAUCAUCUCUUUGUUAUCUACUUUCUUGGCCUCGUCAUCCACGGCAUUGCAGGUCUUGUUCGUGGGCAGACAGACAAAAGCUUGGAGGAGAGCAAUCCUAAGCUCUGUGCUGGGCAGUAUACAGAGUGGGCUCAAGGCAACAGCACUCAUUGCAAAGUGCCUGAGUUUCAGGGUCUUCCUGCUGAGUCCUGGAAGUGGGUGUUGGCCCCAAUAAUUCUCUAUGCCUUUGAGAGAGCCUUGAGGAUUUGGCGUUCCUGCCAGAAGGUGGUUGUUGUAAAGGCCAUUAUGCACCCUUCAAAUGUCCUUGAGCUGCAGUUGUACAAGAAAGGAUUCAACAUGGAAGUAGGGCAGUAUGUUUUCCUCAACUGCCCGUCUAUCUACUAUUUGGAGUGGCAUCCAUUCACCCUCACAUCUGCUCCAGAGGAAAAGUUAUUCUCUGUCCACAUCAGGGCAGCAGGCGAUUGGACAGAGGCUCUGAUUGACAACUUUAAGCAGCCGAACCCGGUGAUGCCCAGGAUUGAAGUAGAUGGUCCCUUUGGCACUGCCAGCGAAGAUGUGUUCCAGUACGAGGUGGCCAUGUUGGUGGGAGCUGGGAUUGGAGUGACACCAUUUGCCUCUGUGCUGAAAUCCAUCUGGUACAAGUUCCAGCACGGUGACCAGGGUCUCCAAACAAAAACGAUUUACUUCUACUGGAUCUGUCGAGAGACAGGGGCCUUUGCCUGGUUCAGGGAUCUGCUGGCCUCUCUGGAACAAGAGAUGGAUGAGUCUGGCAGGGCAGGCAUGCUCAGCUACCAUCUCUACCUCACAGGCUGGAACAGCAGUAUGGUUGGUCACGCAGCGGUCAACUUUGACAGGUCCACCGACAUGGUGACGGGCCUGCGGCAGAAAACUUUCUUUGGGAGGCCCAUGUGGAGCAAUGAAUUCUCAGCGGUGGCAGCUGCCCAUCCCAGGUCUGUAGUGGGUGUGUUUCUGUGUGGCCCAGAGAGCCUUGGCUAAGACUCUGCAAAAGUACUGCCAUCAACACUCCAGCCUAGAUCCCAGAAACGUCCAGUUUUACUUCAAUAAAGAGAAUUUUUAAGUCAAGCACAGGAAUACCGCUCCUCCCCAGCACGUCUUGCAGCCAGAAACUGGCCAAACUUGUGGGCCUGAAUGCUGCCAAAUGCUGUUGUUGUAGCUUGACCCAGACUCCGGACCUCUGCACGGCAUUGUUUUGGCAGGACCACCCACCCUUGCCCCAAUAUGCUUCUUUGGGCAAAAGCUGCAGACUACAAACAUUUUCAAGUAGGAGAUGGGGGUGUUAUUGGGUUGUUCCUUGUUUUUAUUCUUACAUGUAUUGUGGUUUUAUAUUACCAUUUUAUGUUGUCAUUUUAUAUUGUCAUUUUAUGUUGAGACCUGUGGGUAUA